GUAACAGAACAACUAAUAAGGCGUCGUGCCGAGCAUAACAAUAUGGAAAUUACGACGUUGGAAGAAAUAUCAUUACAUCAGCAAGAUAUUGAAAAAAUUGAAUAUUUAGAUAAAUGGUGUCGUGAUCUAACAAUAUUGUACUUACAAAGCAACCUUAUUCCUAAAAUUGAAAAUGUGAGUCGUCUAAAAAAGUUAAAGUAUCUUAAUCUUGCGUUAAAUAACGUUGAAAGAAUAGAAAAUUUGGAAGGGUGUGAAUCACUAGAAAAACUGGAUUUAACCGUCAAUUUUGUUGGUGAAUUGACAAGUGUUGAAUGCUUAAAGAAACUAUACAACUUUAAAGAAUUAUACUUAACGGGAAACCCAUGUAUAGAAUAUGAACAUUAUAGAGAGUAUGUUAUAGCCACACUUCCAGGAUUGAAGCGUCUUGAUGGUCAAGAUGUCGAAAGAUCAGAGAGAAUAAUUGCGAUACAGGAUUAUGCUAACAUAAAAAAGAGUAUAGAGAAGCAGCAAGAAGAAUAUGCAGCUAAAAGGGCAGCAGAAAAGUCACAAGAGGAAAGAAAAAACGAGAACAAACCUGGCUUUGAUGGUCGCUGGUAUACCGAUAUUAAUGCGCAAACAAACGCAGGUGACUCCAACGAAGAAAAAUAUGAAAAUGAUGUAGACUCAAAUAAUGAAAAUGACAAGCCAAAUAAAUCCUUUUGGCAGGACAAAAUGCCAUAUACUCCAGAAGCUCGCAAGGCUACACACGAACAACUGCAGAAAGAGCGCCAAGAAGACCAGAGCAAUAAAAGCAGUGAUACACAGCAACCCAAAAGACAGGUUCGCUUAAAGACGGAAGACGGACGAAUUCUAAAUGUGAACGAGGCCAAGAUUGACUUCCAGCUAAUUGAUGAUGAAGAAAGCAACAAUAUAGUCCUCGACGUCGCCUGUUACAAAUAUUUGGAUACAUCGUUGAUAGACGUUGAUGUUCAGCCGACAUACGUGAAGGUGACAAUAAAAUCUAAGAUUCUUCAACUGGUAUUAGCGGAAGAGGUUAAUCCAGAUCGAUCGGAAGCUAAACGAUCCCAAACGACCGGUCAUCUAGUUAUAACAAUGCCAAAGGUAUCGCUGAUGAAACGAAAUAUAACAGUACACAUCUUGAUUGACAAAUCAUCUACUUCAUCAAUCCUAUAUAUUCAUAGAUGUAGACCAGAGUAUAUUGAACCCAUCACUUAA
This is a messenger RNA of Trichoplax adhaerens, 1215 nucleotides long. RefSeq lists its product as uncharacterized. Gene Ontology annotation, biological process: outer dynein arm assembly. The annotation marks the transcript as partial. The record is from RefSeq and is a predicted model, not a curated record. Gene Ontology annotation, cellular component: cytoplasm. Lineage: Eukaryota; Metazoa; Placozoa; Uniplacotomia; Trichoplacea; Trichoplacidae. The transcript is spliced from 14 exons. Gene Ontology annotation, molecular function: protein binding.